Messenger RNA from Spirodela intermedia, 1975 nucleotides. The record is from the annotation of a GenBank genome assembly. NCBI's taxonomy places the organism in Eukaryota, Viridiplantae, Streptophyta, Magnoliopsida, Alismatales, Araceae.
AUGAGGAUCGCCGGAGGGAGGACAAAGUGGUCGGCGACGGCGGCGAGCAUAUGGAUCCAGUGCACCAGCGGCUCCAUUUACUGCUUCGGCGUCUACUCCUCCCUCCUCCAGUCCUCUCAGGGCUACACCCGCACCGCCCUCAACACCGUCGCCCUCUUCAAGGACGUCGGUGGCAACGCCGGGCUUUCCUCGGGUUUCCUCUACUCCUCUUCCGUCGCCGGUGGCGGCCCACGGCCGGUGCUCGCCGUCGGCGCCGUCCUCAGCUUCGCCGGAUUCUUCCCCAUCUGGCUCGCCGUAACCGGUGCCAUACCCCGCCUCCCGCUGCCGCUGAUGUGUCUCCUCAUGUUCCUCGCCUCCAACUCCACCACCUUCUUUAAUACCGCCUGCGUCGUCACCGCCGCACAGAACUUCCCAGAUAACCGGGGCACCGUCGUGGGCAUCAUGAAGGUAGUUCCGUCAGUGAACCCCCCGGUGCGGUGAAGUAUUUCAUGUGCUCCUGAAUGCCCAAUUCUGAUCAAAAAGCAUGAAAUCUACAUACCCAUUAAUGGAUAAUCUUCACCAGUUCAAAAAAACGCAUUCAAACAUACACAAUCAAAGUUAUUUUUUGUCAUCAUCCCCAAAUGAUGUAAUCCAAAAACGGAGAUCUAUCUGAGCCAGUUUCUUCCAAACUCGAUUACUUAUAAAACAUUAUUUUUUCAUCUUUUAUGAUUGAUAAGAUUAUUCUGAAGAGUUCUUCGAUUCAAUCCUUUUUGUUUAGGGCUUUUUAGGUCUCAGCGGAGCAAUUCUAAUCCAGCUAUUUCGAACAUCGUUUGAAGGAAAGCCGAGCUACUUUCUUCUCAUGCUCGCAGUGUUGCCAACGCUCCUCACGCUUCUCCUCAUGAGUUUUGUACAUGUUAACCAGGCACAGCAUAGAAGGGAGAAACCAGUCCUGAAUGGCUUCUCUCUAAUAUCUUUGGUCGUCGCCGGGUACCUAAUGAUGAUCAUAAUUUGGGAAAACUUGCAGCCCCUUCCAUCACUGACAAGGAUUUUCAUAUUUUUCUUGCUGCUGAUACUACUCGCAUCUCCAGCGUACAUUGCAAUCAAAGGCAACUCUCAAGACCCCGUACAACAGCAAGAAGAAGCAUUGAUCAGUGAAAGAAACCCACUAAUACAGGAAGAUAACCGAUUGGACCCACGAGUGACAAGAGAGUACGAAACGAUCCCCGUGUACGAUAAAAUGCCUGGAAGGGUUCCAGUUGCCUCUGGGCCUCCAACAUGCGGAGAAAGGAUCUAUAUGAGAGACAACGAUCUAACUCUCCUCCAAGCCAUGAGGACCAUCAAUUUUUGGCUGUUGUUUCUGGCCAUGGCAUGCGGCAUGGGCUCGGGAUUAGCCACGGUCAACAAUAUUGGUCAGAUUGGACAUUCACUUGGUUACACUAGCAAAGAGACCAACACCUUGGUCUCUCUGUGGAGCAUAUGGAAUUUUCUAGGCCGUUUUGGGGCAGGUUACACCUCAGACUACUUCCUUCAAUCAAAAGGCUAUGCAAGGCCGUUAUUCAUCUCUAUAACGCUGGCGAUUAUGUCCGUCGGACAUGUAGUGAUUUCUUCCGGCAUACCUGGAGCUCUCUAUAUUGGAUCGAUAUUCGUCGGCCUGUGUUAUGGUUGCCAGUGGUCAUUGGCCCCCAUCAUCACAUCAGAGAUUUUUGGACUACGCCACAUGGGAACGGUGUUCAACAUGAUAUCCUUGGCGAGCCCUCUGGGGUCCUACAUCCUAUCGGUAAAAGUGGUCGGAUAUCUCUUUGACAUGAAGGUAGGACGGUUGUCUGACCUGAGGGCGUGCGCGAACAGCCACUGCUUUAUGAUAUCCUUCCUAGUGAUGGGAUCAGUUAGCUUUUCUGGGUCAAUCCUCUCAUUGGUGUUAUUUUUCCGAACGAGAAGGUUUUAUGAGCAUAUCAUAUUUCCAAGGCUCCAGAACCUGAAGCGAGACUCUACGUAA